AUGUUGACCUCCUGUGUUUCAGUACCUACGUCGCCAAUAUCCGGGGGUCUCUCCUUUCAUCAAAUCAAUUUAAUCGUAUCCGGUUCAUGUGCAGCAUUCUCCACAAUCAUGCUUUUCACGCUCAUGUUCCGACAUGCAACAAACUUGAGCAAGCCUCAAGAACAGGCCAACAUCAUGAGAAUAUGUCUUUUCAUACCUAUAUACGCCGUUGGUAGUUUCAUCGAAGUCUGCGUGCCAGUAUCAUACGUCUACUUGCAUUCCUGGUUGGGAGUUGCGCAGGCAUUUGCACUGGCGAAUUUCUUCAUUCUUCUUUGUCGCUUCGUGUCUUUGGAAACCAAUACACGUAGAAGCGUCUUUCUUGCCCCCAUGAAGCGGUUGCAGGAGAAGACGGGCAGCACCACAGCCAAAGCCGUCAGUGCAUAUCGCAAGACUUGGAUCCUCGUCUUCCAGUACCCCCUCAUCGCAAUACUAAUUGCUAUCUUCGCCGACAUUAGUGAGGGUGCGGAUAGAUACUGUUAUGGCAGCCAUAAAGCGUACUUCGCCUCAUUAUGGUUGGAAAUCAUAGAAAAGGCCAGUAUGAUAUUGGCUGUUAUUGCCGUUUUAAGAACAUACGCAAAAUUGAAAGUUGAGCUGCGGCCGCACCGAGCGCUUCAGAAGCUCCUCGCGUUCAAAUUGCUGAUUGGAUUGCAGUUCAUUCAGCAGAUCAUCUACAUGGUUCUGACUCGUGCCAGUCCUUCACCACUAGAGCCAAGCGACACGCUCAGCUACACAGAUCUAGAGAUCGGAAUUCCGACUCUGCUUGUCAGCUGCGAGCUCGUGGUUUUCUCCGUCUUCUUUCAUUUCGCAUACAGCGUAACACCGUAUCAGUUGUCGUCAUACUCGCACAAGCCUUUGUCAGAUUUCACAAAUAGCGAGCAACAAUCAGGAGGCGAUGAAUGUUAUCAUGGCGGCCCAUUCGGAACUCGAGCGUGGAUAUCAAUGCUCAACCCUGCAGAGCUCAUCGCAGCAGUACUAUUCGGGUUCAAGAUGCAAAAAGAAGUGGACAUUUCGAGACGAGGAAUUUAUCAGGCGAUGCCCCUAAAUACGCAUUCAACAUCGUAGGGCCAGAGUGCACUGGCUUGUCGACAGAAAGGAACUGAAAAUCUCCAUAUUACCUACUUGAGUUCGAUAGUAUAAAGACUCUGGAAAUUCUCCAGAUUGGACAUGCAUGAACUUGUCAUGCUCCUCUAAGAAGUCUAAAGGACAUUGAUUCGAUGGAGACAGUCAUUAUUUUUUGGUUUGGACUCUCUAUCCAAUGGUAAACCCACGGUCAUGGAGCAGU
This is a messenger RNA of Truncatella angustata, 1321 nucleotides long. RefSeq names its product organic solute transporter Ostalpha-domain-containing protein. Gene Ontology annotation, molecular function: transporter activity. The transcript has 3 exons. Gene Ontology annotation, biological process: transport. Bases 1 to 1101 code for a protein of 366 amino acids. NCBI's taxonomy places the organism in Eukaryota, Fungi, Ascomycota, Sordariomycetes, Amphisphaeriales, Sporocadaceae. The record is from RefSeq and is a predicted model, not a curated record.